This is a messenger RNA of Nestor notabilis (Kea), 924 nucleotides long. RefSeq names its product transmembrane anterior posterior transformation protein 1-like. The record is from RefSeq and is a predicted model, not a curated record. Lineage: Eukaryota; Metazoa; Chordata; Aves; Psittaciformes; Psittacidae. The annotation marks the transcript as partial. The transcript is spliced from 4 exons. Gene Ontology annotation, biological process: positive regulation of cilium assembly; maintenance of protein localization in endoplasmic reticulum. Gene Ontology annotation, cellular component: ciliary basal body; endoplasmic reticulum membrane.
AUGGUUAAUAUGCCAGAGGCUUGUGCUGCCACCCAGAGCAACCUCAACAAGCUGGAGAAAUGGGCUGACAGGAAUCUCAUGAAUUUAAACAAGGUGAAGCACAAAGUCCUGUACCUGUUGAUAUGCACUUUAAAGUUUUCACUAUAUCCAGAAACAAAAAUGCUGAGGUGUUUAGAAACUACAGCCAGAAAACGUGACAAAAUUCUUCAAUGCAUUCGACAAGUUGUCAUUCCCAAUUGGCCGUCUAUAAGAAAUAACAUACUGGAGGUGUCUAAUCAUCUAUUUUCUUCAUUUGAACAAGAUUUUUUUGAUGCUCUUUAUUGGACAGCUACAGAACCUAAGGAAAGAAAAAGAGCUCACAUGGGUGUGAUUCCUCACGUCUUCACGGCAGUGCUGUAUGUCUUCCUGCAUGCUAUUCUUAUAAUGGUUCAAGCAACAACCCUUAAUGUGGCCUUCAACUCCCACAAUAAAUCACUGCUUACCAUCAUGAUGUCCAAUAAUUUCGUUGAAAUAAAAGGAAGUGUUUUCAAGAAGUUUGAGAAGAACAACCUUUUUCAGAUGUCAAAUAGUGAAAUAAAGGAGAGGUUCACCAAUUAUGUGCUGCUGUUAAUUGUGUGUCUAAGAAAUAUGGAACAGUUCUCAUGGAAUCCAGAUCAUCUUUGGGUGUUAUUCCCAGAUGUUUGCAUGGUGAUUGCUUCAGAAAUUGCAGUGGAUAUUGUGAAACAUGCCUUUAUAACAGAGUUCAAUGACAUCACAGCUGAUGUCUACAGUGAAUACAGAGCCAGCCUUGCAUUUGGCCUUGUUAGCAGUCGACAGAAAAAUGCAUAUACAGAUUAUAGUGAUUCGGUUUCCAGAAGGAUGGGUUUUAUUCCUCUUUUGGGUAAACCAAAAACCCCCCAGAAAAAAAAAAACAAACAAAAACCA